CCCAUAUCUAACAGGAAGGCAGGACAGGCUGAGCUCUGGAGAAUCCUCUUCUGUGGCUGGAGGGGUGGAGUGGUGGGAAGGGGAGAAGGCGCUUGCUCGGACAGAUUCCCACAUAGGCUCUAAAAAAAGGGGCUCUUAGCGAGGCCAUUUUGCCCCCAGGAAGCAGGUGUCAGCACCUACAGGUCCUUGUACCAGGACUGAAUGACGCUGCGGGCCCCCAGCGGACAGAGGCGGCUUGCUGCUAAACGCCCUAGAAUGCGCAGGUUCAACCCACAGCCGAUGACUCUGCCCAGAUCAGUGAUGCUGGCACCUGCUUUAGGGGCAUCAGAUUCCACCUUUUGCUCCCACUUUGCAGAAACCUCAUGCUUGGCUCCUAUCUGUGAGUGCAUUUGCAUUUCCCUGAUCAUAAAUGAUGAACAGACUUGUCAUGGUACCAUUUCCCCCCCACUAUUUUUUAAAAUUUUAUUGCAAAAUUUAAUAUUGUCUCUAAUUGAAGCUUCACAAUGGAAAUAUGAAUUUAGUUCAUGACAUUAAGAUGAACACUGAGAAUGCUAACAAUUUAUUUUAAAAAAAUAGGUGCAGAGGAGAUAGCAUAGUGGUUCUGUAAAGAGACUCAUGCCUGAGGCUCCAAAGUCUCAGAUUCAAUCCCCUGCACCUAUGGUGAUAAGCCAGAGUUGAGCAUGCUCUGAUAAAAACAAACAAAACCCACCUGGCUCCCUUUUAAAAGCCACGUUAACCUUUUUAUUUAAAGGUAAAUUAUGAGUGCACUGGUGUUUCUUCAUCUCUCUCAAAAAUAAAUAUAUUUUAAAAAGGUAAACUAUUUUGUUGGUUUUCUUUUAAAGAUUUUAUUCAUUUAUUAAUGAGAAAGGAGGAGAGAGAAAGAACUAGACAUCACACUGGUACAUGUACUGCCAGGAUUUAACUCAGGACCUCAUGCUUGACAGUCCAGUCCCCUAUCCAGCGCACCACCUCCCGGACCACUUCUCCCUACUUUUUAAUUGGCUUACUCAGUUUUCUGAUGUUGAGUUGCAUGAGUCUUGUUUUGCAUACCUAAGGUAUUGGAUUCUUUUCAGCUGUAUAGUGUGCAAAUAUCUUCACUCAUCCAGUUUUUAAAAAUCUAUUCAUUAUUGUACAGAAACAGAAAUUGGGGGGGAGGAGAUCGGGAGAGACACCGACAGUGACAGAGACACCGAUAGUCCUGCUUAACCGCUCAUGAAGCUUUCCCCCAGCAGGUGAAGACCAGGGCCUUGAACCUGGGUCCUUGUGCACUGUAAUGUGUGCAUUCAACCAGGAAUGCUACCACCUGGCUCCUCUUCUCCCAUUCGGAAAUGGUGACUUAGCGAUGGACUUGCUCGAGGGCCUCAGGUCCUUUCAGUUUGAGUCUGAGACUGAAGAUGAGAACUACCCGUGGCUCUACUUGAAAGGCCGCUGCCGCGGCCUGAUGAUCGAGGGCUGUGCCCAUGCCGUCUUCUUCUGCAAGCUCAUCCAGAACCUGAGAGAGCAGGUCAGGGAGCAAGAAUCUCCCAAGUACACCUGGGCCGCGUCGAGUGAAGAACAGCCUGAAGACAAGGACUUGAAGCUGGGCAUCAUCGGAGGCGGGCACCUGGGGAAGCAGCUGGCCCUCACGCUGCUACAGCUCGUGCCCGUCGCCGCAGAGAACUUGCGCAUAUCCACCCGGAGGCCCGAGACCCUGGAGGCGUUUCAGAAGCUGGGAAUCCACUGCUUUUACCGCAACACCGCCCUGGUGCAGUGGGCUGACGUGAUCUUCCUCUGCUGCCUGCCCUCCCAGCUGCCGAACAUCUGUGUGGAGAUCCAGACCUUGCUGGCCAAGGAGUGCAUCGUGUACAGCUUCGUGGCUGCCGUCCCCAUCUCCAGGUUGAAGAUCCUUCUGAACCACACCAACAUCCUGCGGCCUCAGUACCGUUGCACCAAGGAAUUCGAAGACUUGUGGGGGGCCAAUGAGGACAUCGUCACUUCUCUCCGCAACCCUGGCAUCAUCCAGGCCACCUGCCCCUACAACCCCGCUGGUGGGAUAACCCUCAGCAGUAAGUGGCUGGAAGGCAUCGUCUACGCAGUCCUGAACAUCUGCACUAGCAGGGGCAUGCCCACCUCCCACGCGCUGCUGCUUGUAAACAAAGUCUUCCUCACUUCGCACUUUGCAGACUGCGGGAAAGACAGACAGGCUUGCCCGAAACUUCAGCUACUGUAUUUUGUCAACAAGAUCUAUGCCAGGAACGUAUCUCCACGAAGGCCUUUCCCCUGGUUCGAGCUGACCACCAUUCAACACAAGGAAAAUCCCUUCACGCAGUGUCUGUCCGGCAGCACUGCUCUCCAGGAACACCUGACCUGGAGAUACUGUGACUUACUGGGCAUCCCCCUGACCAGAGAGCAUCUCCCAGAAUGCUCCCCUGGCUCUUAGUCCUAGUAGGAGACUCAACCCUGGGAGUCAGUAGCUCUGCCUUCCUCUCCAAUGCAGAGCUCCGCCCUGACUGUGCCCCAUCCACUCAGUGAGUGAGUCACAUGGCCACACUAGGUAUAAGGAAGCUGACACUUCUAUUGCUGGAUCUUUAAACUAUAAACUGGAAUAAGCAGUCCGUUA
This is a messenger RNA of Erinaceus europaeus (western European hedgehog), 2599 nucleotides long. RefSeq names its product NADP dependent oxidoreductase domain containing 1 (gene NOXRED1). The coding region runs from base 1274 to 2419 and encodes 381 amino acids. Gene Ontology annotation, molecular function: pyrroline-5-carboxylate reductase activity. The record is from RefSeq and is a predicted model, not a curated record. The transcript is spliced from 7 exons. NCBI's taxonomy places the organism in Eukaryota, Metazoa, Chordata, Mammalia, Eulipotyphla, Erinaceidae. Gene Ontology annotation, biological process: L-proline biosynthetic process.